AUGACUGCAGCAACAACAGAUGAUAUUGCUCGAAUAGUAGUUGGUAUCAUAGGAAACAUCAUCUCAGGCUUCUUGUUCUUGUCCCCAGUGCCAACUUUUAUCCAAAUAUGGAAGAAAAAAUCAGUGGAAGAGUUCUCGCCAGCACCAUACCUAGCCACGUUGGUGAACUGCAUGGUUUGGACCUUGUACGGUCUACCCAUGGUACAUCCACACAGCGUGCUGGUCAUAACAAUCAACAGCUCAGGCUGCGCCAUUGAGAUCAUAUAUGUCACACUCUUCUUGAUCUAUUCUGACCACAACAAGAGGCUCAAGGUGGUACUGUGGCUCAUGGCAGAACUCAUUUUCAUCGCGGCUUUUGCCACUGUCACAUUAACUACAGUCCACACCCACGAGAAACGCUCUGCCAUUGUUGGAACCACAUGCAUCAUCUUCAACAUUAUGAUGUAUGCUUCACCCUUAGCUGUCAUGAAACUAGUGAUUAUGACCAAAAGUGUUAAGUACAUGCCGUUAUUCAUAUCUCUUGCCUCUUUUGGCAAUGGUGUGGCUUGGACCACUUAUGCUCUCAUUCGUUUCGACCUAUUCAUCAUGGUCCCAAAUGCGCUUGGAACCUUGUUUUCGGUGGCACAACUGAUUCUAUAUGCCACCUUUUACAAGUCGACAAAGCGGCAGCUAGCGGCAAGGAAAGCAGCCAAGGCGGAGGUGGAUCUAUCGCAGGUGGUUGUUGGUAAUGGUGACCAACGAUCCAAACCAAAUAAUUGAUCAUGAUGGAUUAUUGAUGGUUGACAGAACCUGCUACCCUCUCAUCUCAUGAUCAUUGUGAAUGAACUCCUCUAUCUUUUUUUUUUCAUUUUCCAACUAUGUUAAGAUGUUCCUAUUCUACUUAAGAUGACAUGUCAUCAAUCAUC
This is a messenger RNA of Lotus japonicus, 905 nucleotides long. Its product is annotated as bidirectional sugar transporter SWEET4-like. Gene Ontology annotation, cellular component: membrane. The record is from RefSeq and is a predicted model, not a curated record. Gene Ontology annotation, molecular function: sugar transmembrane transporter activity. The transcript has 5 exons. Lineage: Eukaryota; Viridiplantae; Streptophyta; Magnoliopsida; Fabales; Fabaceae. Gene Ontology annotation, biological process: carbohydrate transport. Bases 1 to 759 code for a protein of 252 amino acids.